Molecule: messenger RNA, 516 nt
Organism: Porites evermanni
Lineage: Eukaryota; Metazoa; Cnidaria; Anthozoa; Scleractinia; Poritidae
Source: the annotation of a GenBank genome assembly
AUGUUCUCCGAUAUAGGGGUGUACAGGUACACAGUCAGCUGCAGCAGAAAGCAUAAAGUACCGAAGGUGCGUGCAUUCUCGCUGGACCAGAUCCGACGUGGAGACCAUCUGUGCUUCGAUCGAGUUCUCUACUGGCAUCACGCUAUAGUAGAGACCGUCGAUAAAUCAAAUGGUGAAGUCAACGUCAUUGAGUACUCCAAUUUCGCAAAGCAAUUCAGCCAGGGCAACAGCAGCCCGCCAAAAAAUCCAGGAUUGGCUGUGGUGGUUAGACGGAAGUUCAAAUUAGAAAACGAAUCCGUUUACGUUAUUAAACACGACAGGUGUUUUGAUCCCAAAACUGUUGUUUCCAGAGCUAAGAGUAAGCUAGGGGAAAGAAAAUACCAUCCUGUUACCAAUAACUGUGAGCAUUUUGCCUUAUGGUGUAAAACAGGAAUAUCCUCCUCAGAACAAGUAAACAAUGUCAAGGAAGCUUUCGAGACAGGAGUAAACGAUGUCAAAGACGCCUUCAACACAGGA